Messenger RNA from Morus notabilis, 1226 nucleotides. Its product is annotated as laccase-7. Gene Ontology annotation, molecular function: oxidoreductase activity; copper ion binding. Lineage: Eukaryota; Viridiplantae; Streptophyta; Magnoliopsida; Rosales; Moraceae. The transcript has 2 exons. The record is from RefSeq and is a predicted model, not a curated record. Bases 1 to 1089 code for a protein of 362 amino acids.
AUGUAUAAGAUCAAAGUGGAGCGAGGCAGGACCUACAUGUUGAGGAUCAUCAACGCUGCACUCAAUAACCAACUCUUCUUCAAAAUUGCCAAUCACACGAUGACUGUUGUUGCCAUCGAUGCCAGCUACACGGAUCCCUAUGAAACCGACGUUAUCGUCACCGCCCCAGGCCAGACCGUCGACGUCCUCAUCAAAGCCGACCAGCCGGUCGGGUCGUACUACAUGGCGGCGCGUCCGUACAUCAGUGUUCCUCUGCCGACUGUCAUACCAUUUGACAACACAACCACCAGGGGCAUUUUCGCCUACGAGGGUUCCGAGUCAAACAACUCCGUGAUGCCAACCCUACCUGAUUUCCUUGACACCCCAACGGCUCACAAGUUCUACACCAACCUGACAGGGCUCGCCGGUGGACCCCAGUGGGUCCCUGUCCCGCUCGUCGUGGACGAACACAUGUUCGUAACAGUCGGACUGAGUACGGAGCCGUGUGAAGAGAUUAAUGCCACGUGCCCGAACGGGCAAAGAUUCUCUGCUAGCAUGAACAAUGAAUCAUUCGUUUUCCCGCAGAACGCGUCUAUGCUGGAGGCAUAUUAUUAUGGCCGUGUGGACGGAGUUUACACCACUGAUUUUCCCGACAACCCUCCAAUUGUAUUUGACUACACGAACCCGAGCUUAAGCAACGUCGAACCACUGAUUUUUGCGCCGAAAUCGACGAAGGUGAAGAAGCUGAAGUUCAAUUCGACGGUGGAGAUGGUGUUGCAGAACACGGCGUUACAAGCACGGGAGAACCAUCCGAUUCACAUUCAUGGUUUCAAUUUUCACGUGUUGGCUCAAGGCUUUGGUAAUUACGAUGCCGUCAGUGACAGUACGAAAUUCAAUCUCGUUAACCCUCAGAUACGUAACACCAUCGCUGUUCCAUCUGGAGGCUGGGCCGUAGUAAGAUUCCAAGCUAAUAAUCCAGGUGUAUGGUUGGUACACUGCCAUCUAGACGUGCACUUGCCUGUGGGAUUGGCCAUGGCGUUUGAGGUUGGGAAUGGACCCACUCCAUCAUCUACUCUGCCACCUCCACCGUCCGAUCUACCCCGGUGUUAAAUUAGAUAUGGUGGACAAAUUUCCUCUGAAUACAAGUCAUAAUUGAUCACUCUAUUUUAUUAACUUGUUUGCUUGUGAAAUAGAUAAAUAAAGUUUGUAAGAGGUGGUUAAGUUGCAACCACUAUUCUUUCUUUGCA